This is a messenger RNA of Cooperia oncophora, 654 nucleotides long. The record is from the annotation of a GenBank genome assembly. NCBI's taxonomy places the organism in Eukaryota, Metazoa, Nematoda, Chromadorea, Rhabditida, Trichostrongylidae.
AUGCCUGUGGAGGAGGCAAGAACCAAGGCAUCGCCUGUUGGUAAUUUUUUUGCGAGAUUGGGUAGGCGUGUACGGAGCAAGAGCCCAGCUGUCAGCCGUUUACAGGCCUCGGAGACGCCAAAAAGACCUAAAAGUCGCAAUCGUGAGAUAGAUUCGGAUAGCAGUGAUCGACACGAGGAUAGUUGUGAUGCUUCACAAACUCCGCAUCGAUUUGGAACUCUCAUCAACAGACUGUCUAGGAGAAAGUCGAAGAAGGGCGAAAAGGACAUUAGUUUGAUAUCACCUGAUAGCGGCGAAGUGGCGAUCCCUCAACCGAAAUUCGGCACUCCUCGUCCAGCGAUGAGUGAAAACGAUCUCCGUCAUGUGACACUUCAACGUGGCACGGACCUUCAGGUAACACCACUUGCUGGUGUGUCACAGUUCAUGUCUGAGGAUAAUUUGGCAGUUGCCGAAUGUGGUACACCGGCCUAUCGUGUACCAAGUUAUGUACGAAUUAGCUGCGCUCUCAGUGGAUAUAGGAAGACGCCGAGAUUUCUGGAACAUAGUGCUUCGCGAGCAAUGGGACGCAGUAUUGUGGAGCGCCGUUUAGGGUUAUUCGAGAAGUCACCGGCUGAUGGGUUAGUCCUACGAAUCUUCAGGUUCUACAGAAAGUAG